This is a messenger RNA of Diabrotica balteata, 2209 nucleotides long. The record is from the annotation of a GenBank genome assembly. Lineage: Eukaryota; Metazoa; Arthropoda; Insecta; Coleoptera; Chrysomelidae.
CGAAAUUGUUUUGGAGAUUUUUCUAAAAAUUGAAAAUGUUAAAAUCACCUCCGAGGUUUUACGAUAUAUGUUUAGAGGCCGCCGUUGCAGAUUCUGUACUCACUUGCAAUUUUUAUAAAAAGGAAUUCAGAGCUUUGCCCAACAAUGUUUUGUUUGAUUUUUAUUACAGGAUGUUUAUUGAAAAACGUCUGUGUUUGUUAGCAGUGGAACUAAGCGAUUUGGAGGUUUUUAAUCGAAUAUUAUCAGUAAAACAUCAAAGAAUGAAAUUUUUAAAAAGUUUCCAGUCCUUAAUUGAUCACGGCACAAGUAGUACAGAAGAAUUGAUCAAGGCUUAUGUCCACUAUGGUCAGAGAACAGAUAGUAGUGACUUAAAAGUUAUAGAGACUGGUUUGAGGAUAGGUGGAUUUUUUAAUGAUGGUGGAUUAUUUGAUUGUUCUAUAGAGAUUUUGAAAAUUGCCGAAAAGUUUUGUAUGAGGAGGGAAAAAGAUGUAACAACUUUGAAACUAAUGUUGGAUUGUUACCAUAAAAAAAUAUACGCGGAGGCGAUAUACUGUGAAUUUGAAAAGGCAGCUGAAACGUUUGCAGCCGCUAAUAAAGUUAUUGCGGAGUUAGAAGAGAAGAAUGCCGUACCGAAUUUAGCAGGACUGUAUGCAAAUUUUUCAUUUUUAUUUUUUGGACGCAGCGAAUAUGACGAGGCAUACAAUUGGGCAAUUAAAGCAUUAAAAUUAAUAAAUGAAGAUUUAUCUCCAAGAAUUAUCAUAGAAGUUUUACGUCAAGCGUCGAAAUCGUGCGUAGUGAAAAGAAAAUUCGCCCCAGCCGGGCUGCUCAUUUCACAAGCUGUCAACAUGGCCUCUGAAUUAUACAAAGUCGACAGUCACCCCCACAUCUCAGAUACUUUACUCGAUUAUGGAUUUUACCUCCUAAAUUUCGACUCUAUCCAAGAGAGCGUCAAAGUUUACGAAAAGGCGUUAUCGAUACGAAAACAGGUGUUCCAGAAAAACAAUAUUCGAGUGGCGUUGGGACACGAAGAUCUUGCGUACGCUCUCUACGUUAAUGAAUACAGUUCUGGGAGAUUUUAUGACGCUAGGGAAAACGUGGAACGUUCCAUCAGGAUUAUGGAAAGAAUUUUACCUACAGACCAUUUACUUCUGGCUUCCGUCAAACGGGUCAAAGCUCUCAUCCUAGAAGAAAUAGCGUUAGAUGAAAGAAACAACAUUCAGUUACAAACUCAGUAUUUUACAGAAGCACACAUUUUACAUAAAACUGCCCUCACUUUAUCGUUCAAAGCCUUCGGAGAGAAGAACGUUCAGACUGCGAAACAUUAUGGAAAUUUGGGCAGGCUAUUUCAAAGUAUGAAGAUGUAUGACGAAGCGGAGAAGAUGCAUUUAAGGGCGAUAGCGAUUAAGGAGGAAUUAUUAGGUGUAGAUGAUUAUGAGGUGGGUCUUAGCGUGGGCCAUCUGGCCUCUCUUUACAAUUAUCACAUGAAACGACACAAAGACGCAGAAAAGUUGUAUCUACGUUCCAUAGAUAUAAAUCUCAAAGUUUUCGGCGAGGCCUACAGCGGACUGGAAUACGAUUACAGGGGGUUGAUAAAUAUUUACACUAAAUUACUGGACACGUCUAAUAUGAUCCAUUACAUGUAUAAAAUGAGGGAGUGGAAGACGUUGAGGGAACAAAUUCUUCCCGUACAAAUCGAUUCCGAGUUAAAACCAAUAAACGAAGUAAUCGAAAGCUUCAUUUCUAUGACUGAAAAUGCUAGUCUCUAAAAAACACCCUUUUAAAGGUUUGUCUGUGUUAAUGAAGGUGCGCUUCAAGGGAUACAAAAAGUUUUUAAGCAUAAUCUUUUUUCUUGUAAAAUCGUGUUUUCCUUUUCUGUUUUUUUAAACUUUUUGCUCGUUUUCUUCCUCAUCAUGCGAAAGUACUAAACUCUGGUUGUCUUCCAAAGAUGAUUCUACAAAUAGAGUAACCGUGCGGUUAUGAUUCUAAUGGAUCAACGUGAUAAGUAAUAAAAAGAUGUAUCUAUAAAAAACGAGCUUUUUUAUCCCUUGAACUACCAAAAAUUCUCAUCUAUCUCUAGUCUUCUGUUUUAUUCGAAGGUGCUUGCUUCGUGACGUUUUGUUUUUUAACGAUUAAAAAACUUUUAUACGAUGGUGUUAAUUUGAUUUUAUUGGUAUAAAUGGCAUUUUUCUUUAUUAAAGUAAUCAGUUAA